This is a messenger RNA of Prunus armeniaca (apricot), 753 nucleotides long. The record is from the annotation of a GenBank genome assembly. Lineage: Eukaryota; Viridiplantae; Streptophyta; Magnoliopsida; Rosales; Rosaceae.
AUGAUGAGCACCCUUCAGAUUACUUCCUGCCAACCUUGCAACUUCUUCAGAAACACAUCUCAAUCUCUCCGCUUCUCUUCGAAACCAAAAGUAAUUCAGCACAAAUGCAUGGCCGUAUUGAAGAACAAGCAAUGGAGGGUUGUAUCUAAGUACCACCAAUCUGCUGGACCUGUCUGCUUAUUGGGUGGCAAGGGAAAGAAUGAAAGUGGUGGUGGUGAUGAGGGUUCCCCCUGGAAGGCUCUUGAGAAAGCGAUGGGUAAUUUGAAGAAGGAAGGUUCAAUAGAGGAUGUAUUACGUCAGCAGAUUGAAAAGAAGGAAUUCUAUGAAGAGAGAGGCGCCGGCGGUGGUGGGGGCGGCGGCGGCAGUGGCGGGAGCGGCGGCAGCAGUGGUGAUGGUGUAGGUGGCUCUGGUGGAUCUGAGGAUGAAGGCCUUGCUGGAAUCUUGGAUGAAACAUUGCAAGUAAUUCUAGCAACCGUUGGAUUUAUCUUUCUGUAUUUUUACAUCAUCAGUGGUGAGGAGUGGACUCGGCUAGCAAAGGACUACCUCAAGUUUGUGUUUUCAGGGUCCAGGAGUAUUCGUUUGAAUCGUGCCAUGUACAAAUGGGGAAGGUUCUACAAGCGGCUGACUGAGAAGAAGGAGUAUGAUAAGUUCUGGUUGGAAAAAGCCAUAAUCACUACCCCAACUUGGUGGGAUAGCCCUGAAAAGUACCGCCAUAUUGUUAGAUCUAAUUUAGCAUCAGAUUCAGAUGAAUAG